Molecule: messenger RNA, 486 nt
Organism: Colletotrichum godetiae
Lineage: Eukaryota; Fungi; Ascomycota; Sordariomycetes; Glomerellales; Glomerellaceae
Exons: 1
Coding region: 1-486 (161 amino acids)
Source: RefSeq, a predicted model, not a curated record
AUGUCUUCUUCCCUGACCAUCCUGGAAGUCGAUCUCGCCAUAGCGGACCUCGACCAAAUCGAGAUCUGCCAGCUCAAGAACGCUCUAGGCCGAGCUGAAGAUGUAAUUAGGCAUCUCGAAAAGCUGAAGGAUGUCGACCAGAUGGAGAUCGUUCAGCUACAAGCCCAUAUCGACGAGCCGGGAAAGAUGAUCAAGGCCCUACAAGAGGAGAACAGUCGUCUCAAAGGACGAAACUUAGAGAUUCUGAGCAACACCCAAGAACCCCGCCAUACGGCUCAGGGGUUCUCUUCCCACCAUCACUCCGACAUCACGCGUACAAAUCUGCUGGUUUUGGACUCACAGUCCGCCUCGGCAUCGACUGAAGAGGCUGUCGCCAUCAGUACGGAGGACUUGAAUAUGGAUGAUGCCGUCAAGGACGAUUACCUCUCUGGUUCUGACAGCGGAUUCGAAGAUGUUGGCUCUGAGAACGGUUUGGAUUCUACCUAG